AUGUUAAUAUUUUUUUUUUUUUCAAUAAGAAUUUUAAUUAUAAGAUUUAAUAAAAAAAUUUUUUGAAUGGUUCAAAAUUUUAUUUUUUUAUUAUUUUUUUUAUUUAUAAUUAUAAUAAUAAAUUGUAAUUUUUUUCCUACAAAAAUUUCUUAUUUUUUAGGAUUAGAUAUUUUAUCCUAUGGAUUAAUUUUAUUAAGAUUAUGAAUUACUUCCUUAAUAUUUAUAUCUAGAGAAAAAAUUUAUAAAUACAAUAAUAAAUUAAAUUAUUUUAUUUUUAUAGUAAUUUUUCUUAUAUUAACUUUAAUUUUAACUUUUUCUUCAUUAAAUUUAUUUUUAUUUUAUUUUUUUUUUGAAAGAAGAUUAAUUCCAACCUUUUUUUUAAUUUUAGGGUGAGGAUAUCAACCUGAACGAUUACAAGCUGGGUUUUAUUUGAUAUUUUAUACAUUAUUUGCUUCUUUACCUUUAUUAAUAACUUUAUUAUAUUGUCAGAAUAAUUUAAAUUCAUUAAGUUACUUUAUAUUAUUUAAAGAUUAUAAAUUUAGAUUAUUAUAUUUUAGAUUAAUUAUAGCUUUUUUAGUAAAAAUACCAAUAUUUUUUGUUCAUUUAUGAUUAUUAAAAGCUCAUGUAGAAGCUCCUGUUUCAGGAUCAAUAAUUUUAGCUGGAGUUUUAUUAAAAUUAGGGGGUUAUGGAUUAUUUCGAAUUUAUAUUUUAAUUCAAUCUUUAUCAAUAAAAUAUAAUAUUAUAUUUUAUGUAAUUUCAUUAAUUGGUGGGAUAUUAAUUAGAUUAAUAUGUUUAAUACAAGUAGAUAUAAAAGCUUUAAUUGCUUAUUCUUCUGUAGCUCACAUAGGAAUUGCAAUUAGUGGAUUAAUAACUCUUUCUAUUUGAGGAUUUAUAGGUUCUUAUAUUUUAAUAAUUGGACAUGGUUUAUGUUCUUCAGGGUUGUUUUGUUUAUCAAAUAUUAUUUAUGAACGAACAAGAAGACGAAGUUUAUUUAUUAAUAAAGGAUUAAUAAAUUUUAUCCCAAGAAUUUCUAUAUGAUGAUUUUUAUUAAGAAUUAGAAAUAUAGCUGCACCUCCAUCUUUAAAUUUAAUAGGUGAAAUUUUUUUAUUAACUUCAAUUAUUAACUGAUCUUGAUUAAGAAUAUUUUUUAUUUCUUUAAUAACUUUUUUAGGGGGGGCAUAUUCAAUUUAUUUAUAUUGUAGAAAUCAACACGGUAAUUUAAAUUCAUUAAUAUUAAAUUAUAAUAUUUCUACUGUUCGAGAAAAUUUAGUUUUAAUAUUACAUUGGUUACCUUUAAACUUACUUAUUUUAAAACCUGAUUUUUGUAUAUUUUGAAUUUAA
Culicoides brevitarsis is the source of this 1341-nucleotide messenger RNA. NCBI's taxonomy places the organism in Eukaryota, Metazoa, Arthropoda, Insecta, Diptera, Ceratopogonidae. The record is from the annotation of a RefSeq genome assembly.